AUGGCGUACUCGUCUCGCCGUCGCGACGACCACUACCCACAGGACGACUUUUACGGUCCCAACCCGUCCUACUGGCAAGACGCUGCUGGUGGGCCUCCCCCACGCCGCAGCAAGUCAGAACGCCAACCCGCCCGGGCCAUGCCAGAUGAUAGAGGCGCAUCCCGCCGGCACCGCGACGACGACGCGGCCCGUGGCUACUCUCACAGACAGGGCGACGGGCGCGGCGCCCCGCCGCCAUACCGCUCCGACGACCGGCGGAGUGGGGACCCGCGCCGCGAUCCUAGAGACUCGAGAGACCACAGAGACCACAGAGACUCAAGAGAUCACAGAGACUCGAGAGACCACAGAGACCCAAGGGACACCAGAGACCAUAGGGGCUCGAGAGACCCAAGAGACUCGCGCGACAACAGAAACACAAAAGAUGUGAGGGAUACACGUGCCGCGCGCCACGAACGUGACUACCCGACCCGUGGUGAGCGUCACGCCGAUGACACCCACCGCCACCAGCGCAGCAAGACGGCAGAGGACCCUGGAAGAUACAGCCGACCGUCCCAGGAUCACAGGAGCAGGGACUACCACGCCCGCGAUGACCGAGACCGAGACCGGCGCGGGGGUUAUGAUGACAGUGGCCGCGAUCGCCACGGUGGCCAGAGCUCACGCUCGCACGGCCAGGACAAGUAUUCCUCCGGCAAAGUCGUUGCCGCUCCUGAUCCUCCCCGCGGCCGCGACAAGAACCCGAGCAGCGGCGGUGCCGCCGCGCGGGGUUUUGGCGCCAAAGUUCGCAGCUCCACCACGCCCGUAGUGAAGACGGCGUCCAACUGGUUCAGCAACCCCCUCGUGCAGGCCGGUGCACGCACCGCGCUGACCGCCGGCGCCACGGCGGCGAUGAACAACCGCGGGGCCCAGGGCGACUGGCUCGGCUCCAAGGGUGUCAAAGUCGCCACGGCCGCCCUCAGCGCCGCCUUCAUGAACGGCGCCAUGAGCGGCGGGACCAAGAAGGAUGAUCGGGAUCGGGACCGUGGGCGGAGCAGCAGCCGAGACCGCGGCCGCGAUCGCAGCAGGGGUCGCAGUCAGGACAAGGGCGGGCGCAGCAAGAGCGAGGGCCGCGGAGGAGAUAUCAGCAGCAAGUUGAUGCAGAUGGGCAUGGAUUACAUGUCGAAGAGGGCGACACAGGGGAGAUGA
Molecule: messenger RNA, 1182 nt
Organism: Cordyceps fumosorosea ARSEF 2679
Lineage: Eukaryota; Fungi; Ascomycota; Sordariomycetes; Hypocreales; Cordycipitaceae
Exons: 1
Coding region: 1-1182 (393 amino acids)
Source: RefSeq, a predicted model, not a curated record